Molecule: messenger RNA, 1023 nt
Organism: Striga hermonthica
Lineage: Eukaryota; Viridiplantae; Streptophyta; Magnoliopsida; Lamiales; Orobanchaceae
Source: the annotation of a GenBank genome assembly
AUGCUAGGAAAAUUUUUCGUGCAGAACGGCGGAAUUUUGCUGAAGGAAAAACUGUCCUCUUCCGACACAACCACGAUUUUCAGCUCACACGAGCUGCAAAAGGCGACGAAAAACUUCCACAGCAGCAUGAUAAUCGGACAAGGCAGAUUCAGCACGGUCUACAAAGGCAUCUUGCCGGAAAACAGAAUCGUGGCCGUCAAAAAAUCGAAAGAAGUCGAUCGGAACCAAAUCGAGCAGUUCAUCAACGAGGUUGUUGUCCUGACCCGAAUCAACCACAGGAAUGUUGUCAAACUCCUCGGCUGCUAUCUCGAGACGCGCGUCCCUCUGUUAGUAUAUGAGUUUGUGAGCAAUGGCACACUUUUUGAACACAUCCACAACAGGGCUGGACGACAACUGGCGUGGGACGUGCGAGUUAAAAUCGCCGCCGAGACAGCUAGCGUGCUCUCGGACGUGAAAUCGGCAAAUAUUCUGCUAGACGAGACUUUCGCGGCAAAAGUGUCCGAUUUUGGAGCCUCGAAUCUCGUGCCGUUGGACCAUACACAACUGUCGACAGUUGUCCAAGGAACGCUUGGUUAUUUGGACCCAGAGUACAUGCUGACGAACCAGCUGACCGAGAAAAGCGACGUCUACAGUUUUGGAGUCGUGCUAGUCGAGCUGCUGACGGGGAUGAAGGCGUUGAGCUACGAGAGGCCCGAGGAGGAGAUGAAUCUGGCGCAUUAUUUUCUUUCCGCAAUGAAACGAGAGCGGUUGUUCGAAAUUGUUGCUUUCAGGGAUGAAGGCGUUGUAGAAGUUGCUGAGCUGGCGAGUAGCUGUCUGAAUGUGAGAGGGGAUGAGCGGCCGAGUGUGAAGGAGGUGUCGAUGGAAUUGGCGAGAGUGAUUAGAGCCAGGAGAAAGCACGAUUGGGUUACUGUCGAGCACGCAGGCGAAGCAGAGGAGAUGGAGUCUUUGCUUGGUGAUAAUAAUAGCAUCGGGUUUGAUAUAAAGGAUCACAUUGUAGUCCCGGUUGUCGGUGGAGGGAGAUAG